AUGAAGAGAGUUAGGGCUCCUUCGCCCGCCCCCCACCCGCUGCACCUGGCCUGGGGCGCACCUCCACUGUGCUCACGGCUCUCCCACCGCGCACCCCCAGGCCCCCUGCACCCCAGGCCGCGGCGCCCGGCCUCACGGCCCCUACAAAGCCGCGCGCCCCCGCCCCGCGCCGCGGCCCUCCCCUCCGUGCGGGGCUCCCGGCUUCCCCACCUGGCCCCCUCCCCCGGACCCCCCCAACUCUCACGCCAGCCCCGCCGCCCCCACCCCGCCCCCCGAAGCGGCGGGCGAAGUUUGCCGGGGCCGCGCGGCGCCCCUCCCCCGCCCCCGCCCCCUGCACCUGCUCCGCGCGCGCCCCCUCCGGGAGGGGCGGGGAGGGCGGCGGCGGGGGGGGGCGCGGGGGGAGCGGCUACUCACGAGCCCCGGCGGGCGGCGGCGCGGGCGGCGGCGGCGGCGGGCCGGCGGCGCGGGCGUCAGCGUUACGUGGGGCCGGGGGAGAUGCGCCGGGCCCCGGCCCCCCCGCCCCCGGCCCGGCCCCCGCCCCUCCCCGGCCCUCCGCCCCCGGCCCGGCCCGCAUUGUGUGCGGCGGGAGGCGGCCCGGCCAUUAGCAUGCGGGGGGCGGCGCGGCGGGCAGCGCGCUCGGGCUCCGGGGCCGGGGGACCCCCGGAGCGGCAAGAGGCGGCCGCCAGGGGAUAA
Messenger RNA from Apodemus sylvaticus (European woodmouse), 693 nucleotides. RefSeq names its product proline-rich protein 2-like. The transcript has 3 exons. The record is from RefSeq and is a predicted model, not a curated record. Lineage: Eukaryota; Metazoa; Chordata; Mammalia; Rodentia; Muridae. The coding region runs from base 1 to 693 and encodes 230 amino acids.